GAGAGCAUUUGUAGGCUGGUAAACGUCAGGAGCAGCAAGUAUGUUAGCAUAGCUUACAGGGCCAUCUUCCGAAUUCUUGUCCUGUUCAUCCUUGCUUUUUCUUCCACAUUUCGAGUAAAUCUGUGGUUCGCCAGGAGUAGAAAUGGACAACGAUCAGCAGUCAAAAGACUUCAUAGUUGAGCCCGGCCUGGUUUCUGAGGAUGGUAAGAACAUCAAGACUGUCGUGUGCCAACGCUGCGGAUCCAAGGUGCUGUGCCCUGGGAUGGCUGUGUUUGCAGAGAAGGAGCUGUUCCUACCAUCCAUGCGGAAAAAGAGUGGCCUCAGCAGCACGGCAGAAGGCUCAGUGGAUGGGGACACUCUGACUGCUCACUGGUUCGUGGACGACAUGUACACUUUUGAGAACGUGGGCUUCACAAAGGACGUUGGGAGAAUCAAAUAUCUCAUCUGUGCAGAUUGUGAAAUUGGACCAAUCGGCUGGCACUGUUUGGAUGACAAGAAAAGUUUCUACGUAGCAGUGGAAAGGGUAAAACAUGAUUAGCUUGAAUGCAAAAGUUAGUCCCCAAGAACUUAAAAAAUGUGUUGGCAGGAUUUUCAUCUUUUGUUCCCAGAGUUGACCCCAGCUUAAAGGGCAGCACAUCCUGUCUGAAAGGCCCUUAAUCCACCACACUCAAUUUUACAUUAACUGUUAUGUGUACAAUGUUUAUGAUAAUUAGACUGCGUCUCUUUCAUCCUGACAGCAGUGUGACCAUCCUGUUCUAAUAAAGAUGUUUUUUGGAAGAUGAUUUUCAAAUUCAUCCUUCAGCUUUUUAAUGGGUCAUUUCGGUCAUUUCCUAUUAAGUUCCUUCAUCCCAGUGUAUCUUAACCUUCAAAAAAUCUAGUCACAUUAGUAAUUUGAAAAUGUCUGUUUUUAAACCAUGAGUGGAAGAAAUAAUUACACAAGUACUCUUUUUUUUAUCUGAAAUAGUUAAGUACUAAAAUGAUCAGACAAUUUUAACAAGCUUUAAAUAAGUGUUGUGUUGAGAAAAUGAAAAACAAAGCUUUGUUUUUUUUUCAGCAUCGCAAAUAUUUGCUGUUUUAUUUUUCAUCUCAAAAACCUGAAAAGUUUUGUACUUUGGUCAAACUGGUUGGAAGAUCAUUCAGUCAGGGUCUAUGUACUUGUGAUAGCAUUUGUCACAUUUCUUUAAACAUUUGCACAUUCAGCUCUAGUGUCUGCAUGUAUAGGCUGUACAACCUUAUUCAAGACAGUUUUAUUUUUCCUGGUAGGCUUCUCAAAACGAUAUAAUCUAUGGAGACACAUUUUAAAGCUUGUUAAAAACAGGAAUUAACUUUUUGUUGCAGCCCUCAAAAAACAAUUCAAUAUUGAAAAGUGUUUGCCCUUCACAUAGAAAUGCACUUCCUUUAUUUGUUGAAAUGAGCAAUAUAGCCUGACAUUCAGCCUGUUAUGUUUAUAUAGGUCUAAUGAUGGAAAGUAUUAAUUGUAUUUGUGUUUUUUUACAUUUUCAGUUCUGAAAUUGUCAUGAAGUCACACACAUGUUUACACAAGUCUAAAAUAGGCCUAGAGUAUGAAGAAAAUCCAAAUCAUAUGAAAACAUAAAUAACAGACAAAUAUACUUCAAAUGUUCAUGGGACUUAUUUAAUUAAAUUAAUGGUGCUUGGUUAGGUUAAAGAUGGCAAUUCACAUUUGAAUAGAAAUUAGAUUGCCUUUUUCCUUUUUAUUUUUAAAUAUUCUUUGAGAUAAAUAAAAUACAACAGCUUCUUUAAGAUGGUGUUCCUUAUACCCUAUCUAACCUACAGACAUCACAGGAACAGGUUACAGGAUGAUCUGUGAAUUCUUCAGGAAAGAAAAUGUCAGGGUUGUUUUCGAAGAUGAGUGGACCAGUCCAUAAACCCAAAUAAUUCAUUAUAUCAGGGUGUAGUUCUACUGUCUGCCACUAGACGUCAUGGUUUCAGUAUUUUAACUUAUUAUUUGAGGCUUCCCUUAAAUGUAAUGUGCACCUGUCAGCUACAGACACUUCCCCCACACUUAAAUAAACCCAAUAAAUAAUUG
Messenger RNA from Labrus bergylta (ballan wrasse), 2047 nucleotides. RefSeq names its product RAB interacting factor (gene rabif). Gene Ontology annotation, biological process: post-Golgi vesicle-mediated transport; small GTPase-mediated signal transduction. Gene Ontology annotation, molecular function: zinc ion binding; guanyl-nucleotide exchange factor activity. Gene Ontology annotation, cellular component: cytosol; membrane. The record is from RefSeq and is a predicted model, not a curated record. NCBI's taxonomy places the organism in Eukaryota, Metazoa, Chordata, Actinopteri, Labriformes, Labridae.